GAGACGGCAAGCUGCUCUGGAGAGACUGCCCUGCGUCAGAGGUUCUUUAGCUCCCCUCUUCCCUUUCGAGCCAUCCAUUUGAGAUUUUGGUGCUGGUCGCCUGAUCUUUGUUCUUUAUUUCGCAUUUCAGUAAUCCUUUACGACUUGGAACGACAUCGUCUACCACCUAAUACUUUCUUUUUUCUCUCCCUCACACGAUUUCAACAUCAUGUACUCUACUGCCACCGCUACUGCCUUGCUCGCUUUCGCUGCAGCCGCCGCUCCGGCUUUUGCCUACCCCGCAGGUGGUCCUUCUUACGCCUUUGCCCGCGAUACCACCGCUGUUGACGACCAGUCCGGCGCUUUGAAGCUUAGCGGUCUCUUCGGCGCACUCAACGAUGGACUCAACAUUUUCGACAGCCUCACGAACAACCAAAAGCGAGAGCUUGUGGAUGUCCUUGCUCGUGAUGCCGCCGAUGUCACCACCGAUGACGAUCAAUCUGGCGCGUUCAAGCUCCCUGGUAUCCUUGGUAUCAUCGGCGACGGGUUGAACAUCUUCAACUCCCUGACGGGUAACCAGAAGCGUGAACUCGCUGAUAUCCUCGCUCGUGAUGCCGAUACUGCCAAUGCCGAUGACGACGAAUCCGGUGCUUUCAAGCUCCCAGGCAUUCUCGGUAUUCUCAGCGAUGGUCUCAACAUCUUCAAUUCCCUUACUGGAAACCAGAAGCGCGAGCUAUCCUUGAUCCUCGCUCGUGAACCUUCCUUCGAUAGCAUCGACAUCGUCCCUAACAGCGCCGGAACUCUGGGCACCGCACCUAACGGCAACGGUGACUUUGGCACACUCGGCACUGCACCCAACAGCCAGCAGAAUGUUGCUCGCGAUUUGCAAGAGAACUCCAGCUCUGAUGACCAGUCCGGAGCGUUCAAACUCCCUGGAAUUUUUAACAUCAUCGGUGACGGCCUGAACAUCUUCGACAGCCUCACUAACAACCAAAAGCGGGAGCUCAUUGACGUCCUCGCUCGUGAUGUGGCUACGGACACGGACGAUGAGGAAUCCGGCGCAUUCAAGUUGCCCGGUUUCCUUGGUAUCCUCAGCGAUGGUCUCAACAUUUUUAACAGCCUGACUGGGAACCAGAAGCGGGAGUUGGUAGAAGUGCUUGCUCGAGACGUCGCCGCUGGCGACGAUGAAAAUGAAUCGGGCGCAUUCAAGCUCCCUGGUAUUCUUGGUAUCGUCAGUGAUGGCUUGGACAUCUUCAACAGCCUCACGGGUAACCAGAAGCGGGAGUUGGUCGAGGUGCUCGUUCGGGAUGCAGCUACUGAUGACGAGUCCGGUGCAUUUAAGCUCCCUGGGGUGUUCAAUAUCAUCAGCGAGGGGUUAAACCUCUUCAACUCGCUCACGGGCAAUCAGAAGCGUGAUCUAUCCUUGAAUGAUUUGGACUAAGCUGUUCGUAGAAAAUUUGGCGUCGUCUGUGGGUUAAUCUUGAGGGACGGACUUCAAAUGUUGGAUAAGCUGUUCGUACCAAUUUGUAUACUGUAAUGUGAUUUGGCUUUCAUGGGGGGAGUCUCAACUUUUUUUUGUCGUGUGCCUGGAUCCAGCCUUACUGAGAUAGAGGCUCAGGCCUCAAGUCUCAAUGU
Messenger RNA from Somion occarium, 1614 nucleotides. The record is from the annotation of a GenBank genome assembly. NCBI's taxonomy places the organism in Eukaryota, Fungi, Basidiomycota, Agaricomycetes, Polyporales, Cerrenaceae.